Candoia aspera is the source of this 927-nucleotide messenger RNA. RefSeq names its product tescalcin (gene TESC). Bases 213 to 857 code for a protein of 214 amino acids. The transcript is spliced from 8 exons. Gene Ontology annotation, molecular function: phosphatase inhibitor activity; calcium ion binding. NCBI's taxonomy places the organism in Eukaryota, Metazoa, Chordata, Lepidosauria, Squamata, Candoiidae. Gene Ontology annotation, cellular component: nucleus; cytoplasm; plasma membrane. The record is from RefSeq and is a predicted model, not a curated record. Gene Ontology annotation, biological process: regulation of cell adhesion mediated by integrin; positive regulation of granulocyte differentiation; positive regulation of sodium:proton antiporter activity.
CCUCCUCUUCUCUCUCUCUCUGGAUAUUGUAAUUAGUCUUCAUGCUUCCUCCAGAUUUAAACUCCGCCGCUGCAGCGAAGCGGGACUGUGGGCGCCCUGCUCCAGCCCUCCGGGGUCCAUGCGCCGCCGCCCCGCAUCCCUAACUUGCCCUGCUGCCUGGCCCUCCGCCCUCCCCAGCCCUGGUCCAGCUGGUACCCGCCCGCAGCCGAGGCAUGGGCUCUUUCCACUCGAUGCCGGAGGGGACCCAGGAGCUCGCCCACAAGACCGGCUUCACUACGGAUCAAAUUGAGAACCUGCAUCGGCGAUUUAAGCAGCUGAGCGGAGACCAGCCAACCAUCCGCAAGGAGAACUUCGACCGUGUGCCCGACUUGGAAUUCAAUCCAAUUCGAUCCAAAAUCGUCCAUGCCUUUUUUGACAAGAGGAAUCUGCGGGGAGCCUCAGAGGGGUUUGUUGAUGAAAUCAACUUUGAGGAUUUUCUGACCGUCAUGUCCAAUUUCCGGCCCAUUGAGUUGAAUAUGGACAAAGAGCAACUGGAGCAUUUCAGGAAGCAGAAGCUGAAAUUCCUCUUUCACAUGUACGAUGCAGACAGUGACGGAAAGAUCACCUUGCAGGAAUACAGGAAUGUGGUGCAACAGAUGCUCUCAGGAAACCCCCACCUGGAUAAGGAGUCAGUGAGAUCCAUAGCAGAUGGAGCCAUGAUGGAGGCUGCAAGCAUCUGUGUGGGACAAAUGGAGCCAGAUCAAGUCUACGAAGGGAUCACAUUUGAUGACUUCCUGAAGAUCUGGGAAGGAAUCGACAUAGAGACGAAGAUGCAUGUCCGCUUCCUCACGCUGGAACCCAUGGCGUUUUGCUACUGACCGUGCCCGAGCCCGGGAGGGGGAGGCUUUGGAGGAAAUGGCAGAGAGUUUGGGGGGGGGGGAUAUCUCU